CUUUCGUUAUACACCGUUCUUGUUUAGUUAGCCACUUGGUGUAUUUAAGGAACUUACUGGUCAGCUAAAAAUAGUAUUCUUUAUCAUGUAUUGUGUUUAACGAUAGCUAAUCUGGGGGGCUAUUUACUUUUUAAAUGAUUGUUAGGUUGCUAACAAGCCAGGCACUUGUAUCUCAUUAAUUUGCUAACUAAACAAGCGUCGACGAGUUUUGGUACUCGGUGUACCGUUUUCAAUCCCCCCCGCCGCUUUAAUUUCACCCGAAACCCCCGGUCUCUCAACAAAGCUUGUUUUGACUGUUAACAAGUUUGCAGGCUUUUACAACACAACGAAACCCGUGCAGAAGAGCCACAUUAGCGAGUAGCGGCUCAUUUGACCGGUGCUUGACGCGUGUCCCGUAGCUAUCUAGCUAGCCAGCCAGGUGCUCAAUCAUAUCACUCAAUGGCUAUAAAUACACCACUCUUUGUCCCCCACUCAGCGUCCUACCAAAAGCGGUGAGUUUGCCUAUUGGAUCCCUUACGACUUUUCAGACAACCCAUUGGGACGUUGUCGCUCUACAUGGUCGCCACAGCCAAGUCAAGACUAUCUGAAAAACUUGGAGGCACUGUAGCAAUGCUGGAAUGAGGCAUCUCGCCCCGGCUGGAUGUCUUCAAGUCGGGUUACCGAAGUAAACGCAUUCAACUGUGGCUUUUUGGCAGAAUAUCAAGCGUCAUCCAUGGCCUGUCAACAGUAGCUUGUACCCGGUAGGGGAAACGUUAGCUAUUUAACAUUAACUAUCGCUGUUAAAGGUCAACACCCUUUUGUUUUGAUUGUAAACUGUGAAUGAACUCCAAAACAAAAGUUAGGACUCUUCUAUCACAGUGGAACAUCAUGUCGGAGGAUAACAACGCAGACAUAUUCAUCAAGGAUACCUCCAUCUUGGAGGAGUACAACAUCAACUGGACACAGAAGCUCGGGGCUGGGAUCAGUGGACCUGUUAGAGUUUGUGUUAAGAAGUCGACUCAGGAACGCCUGGCCUUGAAGAUCCUCAUUGAUCGUCCCAAGGCCAGAAAUGAGGUGCGGCUUCACAUGAUGUGUGCCACACACCCCAACAUCGUGCAGAUUAUGGAGGUGUAUGCCAACAGUGUGCAGUUUCCUCACGAAUCCACUCCAAGAGAGAGGUUACUGAUCGUCAUGGAGAUGAUGGAGGGAGGUGAGCUGUUCCACAGGAUCAGUCAGCACAAACACUUCACAGAGAAGAUGGCCAGCCAGGUCACCAAACAGAUUGGCCAGGCGCUGGAACACUGUCACUCACUGAAUAUUGCACACAGAGACCUGAAACCAGAGAACCUGCUCUUCAAGGAUAACUCCCUGGAUGCACCGGUGAAGUUGUGCGAUUUUGGAUUUGCCAAAAUCGACCAGGGCGACUUGAUGACCCCACAGUUCACGCCUUACUACGUUGCACCUCAGGUACUUGAGGCUCAAAGGCGACACCAGAAGGAAAAGUCUGGAAUAAUACCUACCUCACCCACCCCCUACACUUAUAACAAGAGCUGUGACCUGUGGUCCAUUGGGGUGAUCAUCUAUGUGAUGCUGUGCGGCUACCCUCCCUUCUACUCCAAGCACCACAGCCGCACCAUCCCCAAGGAUAUGCGCAAGAAGAUCAUGACGGCCAGCUUCGACUUCCCCGAGGACGAGUGGAGCCAGAUCUCUGAGAUGGCCAAGGACAUUGUUCGCAAGCUGCUAAAGGUGAAGCCUGAGGAGAGGCUGACCAUCGAGGGGGUUUUGGGACACCCCUGGCUGAACUGCACAGAGGCUCUGGACAACGUGCUUCCUUCCGCCCAGAUGAUGAUGGACAAGGCGGUGGUAGCUGGGAUCCAGCAGGCCCAUGCUGAACAGCUGGCUAACAUGAGGAUACAGGACCUUAACGUCAGCCUCAAGCCUCUCCACUCCGUCAAUAACCCCAUCCUGAGGAAAAGGAAGCUCCUAGGCAGCAAGCCGAGUGAUGGCUUCUUCAUCCAUGACCCAGAGAACGGCGGUGAGAACUCUAACGUGGCCCUGGAGAAACUACGAGACGUCAUCGCUCAGUGUAUCCUCCCACAGGCUGGGGAGAAUGAGGAUGAGAAGCUGAAUGAGGUGGUGCAUGAGGCUUGGCGUUUCAACCGGGACUGCAAACUGCUGCGAGACGGGCUGCAGGGCCUCAGCUGGGACGAUAAUUUGGAGGUACUUGCAACCGGCGUCACAACCGUAGACCAUGUGUAACCACGCCAGCCCAGAACCUCCACAUCCGGCUUCUUCACCUGUGGGAUCGUCUGAGACCAGCCACCCGGACAGCUGAUGAAACGGAAUAGUAUUUCUGUGUAAUAACGCCCUUUUGUGGGGAGAAACCCAUUCUGAUUGGGUGGGCCUGACUCCCCAGUGGAUGGGCCUAUAUCCUCCCAGGCCCACCCAUGGCUGCAUUCCUGCCCAGUCAUGUCAAAUCCAUAGAUUAGGGCCUUAUGAAUUAUGAACACAGUAAAAUCAAUUAAAUUUUUGCAUUUAUAUUUUUGUUCAGUAUAAGUGUAUUUUUCCUCCCCCUAAGGUUGAUUAAUAUCACUAGCAACAGAAUAAACAAAUAUUGAAUGACGUUAUAUAUGGUAGAGAAGAGAAUACCCUCUUUCUAAUAUUGAGCCAAUUGCCCUCACUGGAGCCAAUUGCCCUCACUGGAGCCAAUUGCCCUCACUGGAGCCAAUUACCCACACUGGAGCCAAUUACCCACACUGGAGCCAAAUAUGACUCACUAGAGCUUUGAAAAAGCACCUGAUAAUAGGUUACCAGUGCAGCAAGUGCCACUUGCUGUCGGUAGGCUUUCUUAGCUUGGACAUUAAGUACGGCUAACCUUUGUUUAACCAGCUAAACAGUUGCUCUUAGCGAACAUGUGCUUACAGUUACCUUUCACACUUCCUCUUCCAAUCAUAAUGCUGGAAAGUCUAAAUAAUAACUAUUUACCAAAUCUCAUUUAAAAAAUGUUGAUGACUUCUCCUUUCCAUUAUCAUUCACCUGAUAAGACAAAUUUAAUAAAAAUGUUUUUGCUAAUGUA
Oncorhynchus keta (chum salmon) is the source of this 3055-nucleotide messenger RNA. RefSeq names its product MAP kinase-activated protein kinase 5-like. Bases 820 to 2238 code for a protein of 472 amino acids. Gene Ontology annotation, cellular component: nucleus; cytoplasm. The record is from RefSeq and is a predicted model, not a curated record. Lineage: Eukaryota; Metazoa; Chordata; Actinopteri; Salmoniformes; Salmonidae. Gene Ontology annotation, biological process: negative regulation of TOR signaling; protein autophosphorylation; Ras protein signal transduction. The transcript has 14 exons. Gene Ontology annotation, molecular function: calcium-dependent protein serine/threonine kinase activity; calcium/calmodulin-dependent protein kinase activity; mitogen-activated protein kinase binding.